AGAUAGAUAACACCCACACUCAUAGCUCAGUCUCCUGCCAAUGCCAAGCUGCUCACCAACACCACCCACUCAUUACCUCAAACAUUCCGUUCCAUACUUUUAACGGAGCAAACAGAACAGAACCACAUCAUCAUGAAUACAGAAACCCCAAACUACCCCUCGCCGGAGUUCCAAUCGGAAAACCCAGACCACGUCCUCGAAAUUGUCCUCGAAACCGUCCUCCACUUCCUCACCUCCCGCCGCGACCGUAACGCCGCCUCAUUAGUCUGCAAAUCAUGGUACCGCACGGAAGCUCUCACCAGAUCCGACCUCUUCAUCGGAAAUUGCUACUCCGUCUCCCCCCGCCGUGCUACAUCCCGGUUCAGCCGCAUCCGGUCCGUCACCAUCAAAGGCAAACCGCGGUUCGCUGAUUUCGAUAUGAUGCCGGUUGAUUGGGGGGCCCACUUCUCUCCGUGGGUCACUACUUUCGCUGCUGCAUACCCAUGGCUUGAGAAGUUUCAUCUUAAGCGAAUGUCUGUUACUGAUGAUGAUCUUUCUCUUCUUGCUGAUUCGUUUGUGGGUUUCAAAGAACUUGUUCUUGUUUGUUGUGAAGGUUUUGGAACUCCUGGUCUCGCUGCCGUUGCCAGCAAGUGUAGAUUUCUGAGAGUGCUUGAUCUUGAGGAAUCUAUGGUUGAUGUUAAUGUUAGCGACUAUGAUGGAAUACUUGAUUGGAUAUCAUGUUUUCCAGAGGGUGAAACCCAUUUGGAAUCUCUUGGUUUUGACUGCGUUGACUCGCCAAUUAAUUUUGAGUCGUUGGAGAGGUUGGUUGCUAGGUCUCCUUCACUGAAGAGGCUGAGAUUGAAUCGACACAUUAAAUUAUCUCAACUAUACCGCUUGAUGUAUAAAGCACCACAUCUAACGCAUCUUGGAACGGGUUCUUUUGUUGUACCAGAAGAUACUAUGAAUGUUGUUGGGGAUGAUGAGCUAAUUUACGAGACUCCAUUUGCGGCUUCCAAGUCCUUAGUUUCUUUAUCUGGAUUCAGGGAUACUUUGCCUGAGUACCUCCCUGCCAUUUAUCCUGUUUGUGCUAAUCUCACAUCAUUGAAUUUCAGUUAUGCUGAUAUUGAUACAGAUCAAAUCAAAUCGAUUGUUUCUCGUUGUCAUAAACUACAGACCCUUUGGGUCCUUGAUGCAAUAUUCGAUGAGGGUCUUCAGGUAGUAGCUGAAACUUGCAAAGAUUUGCGCGAGCUUCGUGUUUUCCCCCUUCAUGCAAGGGAGGGAGUAGAAGGUCCGGUUUCUGAGGUAGGAUUUGAAGCGAUUUCUCAAGGCUGUAGGAAAUUACAGUCCAUUUUGUUUUUCUGUACAAGAAUGACAAAUGCUGCCGUGGUAGCUAUGUCACAUAAUUGCCCUGAUCUUGUGGUGUUUAGAUUAUGUAUAAUUGGGCAAUAUAGGCCAGAUGCUUUGACUCAACAACCCAUGGAUGAGGGUUUUGGUGCUAUUGUUAUGAAUUGUAAGAAGCUCACUCGACUUGCCGUGUCUGGUUUAUUGACUGAUCUAGCUUUUUGUUACAUUGGGUUGUAUGGGAAGAUGAUUAGGACACUAUCAGUUGCAUUUGCUGGAGACACCGACUCUGGGCUCAAGUAUGUUCUAGAUGGAUGUUAUAAUCUGCAAAAGCUUGAAAUCAGGGAUAGUCCAUUUGGGGAUGGAGCUUUGCGUUCUGGUUUGCAUCAUUUUUACAACAUGAGGUUUCUCUGGAUGUCUUCCUGUAAAUUGACACGCCAAGCUUGCCAAGAAGUUGCACGAACACUGCCCCGUCUCGUAUUGGAAGUCAUCAAUACUGAUGAAGACACAGUUGAUGAUUUCGAUAUACUUUAUAUGUACCGGUCUCUUGAUAAGCCAAGGAGUGAUGCUCCAAAAGUUGUCACCAUCCUUAAUUAGUUUUCCAAAAUUCAACAAGCCAAGAAGUGAUGCUUCAAAAGUUGUUACCAUCCUUCAUUAGUUUUUGAAAAUUCAACAAUUUGUUAGCUUUGUCCUGUAAAAUGACCAGUUGAUUUCUUGACCAGAGAUACUAUUCUGGAGUCUGCAUAAUGGAAGAGGGUGUGGUGGGAAUUGAUAAAUGGGGAGGGUCGCCCUAGAUGAUGCAGCAGAAGAAUGAAAUCCUGGAGACAUUGGACCAUUCAGUGUUGUAUAAUUGUAGUUAAAAUGAAUGUCUUUUUUCUUUUUAUUCAUUUCAUCAUGAAGAAACCAUGAGAGUUGAGGAUUGUAGAGAAUUAGAUUGCUCAAGCUGUGCUCUGUGUCUGAGGAUUAGUUAGUAAGCAUUAUUGGUCUCGUUGUGGUUGGGCAAGUAGAUGGUCUAUUGAGGAUUAGAUUCAGAGCUGAAGCAUUGGAGAGUGACAACAUUCUUCUACUUCUCAACCAUACCAGCAGAAAUGCAAAAUUAUUCACUUCUAAAUUAAGGAAUUGGCCUGUGUAUUUUGAUUCAGAUGAUACUUAGAUUAAGCUGUAUGAGGUUUGAAUCAAAUCACAGAAUUAGCAUCUGUCUCCCAAUCUCUUACAGAAAAUGUGUUGUUGUAGCGUAUCAUUUUUGACUUUAUUGUAGCAAUUGUGGCAGGGUUAAUAAAUGCCAAUUUAUGGGACUGUAUCUAUGCACUUGUUGUGAUUGUAGAAUGAUCAAUUAAUUCAGAUGGUUCGUUAAUUAUAUGCGUGAAAA
Messenger RNA from Medicago truncatula (barrel medic), 2689 nucleotides. Its product is annotated as transport inhibitor response 1-like protein. Gene Ontology annotation, biological process: SCF-dependent proteasomal ubiquitin-dependent protein catabolic process. Bases 133 to 1917 code for a protein of 594 amino acids. Lineage: Eukaryota; Viridiplantae; Streptophyta; Magnoliopsida; Fabales; Fabaceae. Gene Ontology annotation, cellular component: SCF ubiquitin ligase complex. The transcript has 3 exons. The record is from RefSeq and is a predicted model, not a curated record.